Molecule: messenger RNA, 624 nt
Organism: Clunio marinus
Lineage: Eukaryota; Metazoa; Arthropoda; Insecta; Diptera; Chironomidae
Source: the annotation of a GenBank genome assembly
AUGGAAGUCGACACUAAUACGACAGCUGAUGAUUCGAAUGAUGGAAACAAGAUUCACACUUCCUCACCAAUUAUUCCUAAAGUGCCUUUGUUUGAAACUUGCACAAAAGAUGAAUUAAACUUCAUUGAUGCCAGAUACAGAGAAGAUGAUGAUUCAUGUCUUGUUGCCUUUAUCCCGAAAAAGUAUCCUAAUCAAACUAUUGGGCUGGAGGACAAGGUCAUCAUAUCUAAAUUUCUAAACAAUACUUUCAACGAAUUUAACACAAUGAAAGAAAAAAAAGCUGAACAAAUAGCACGAGCGGAAGCCAGUAAGAUCAACAACAGCAACAGCAACAAUAGGAAAAGCAACAACAAAAACAAUAAGUCUGGAGGAGAAGAAAACAAUAUUGAAGGUGAAGAAUCAUUUGAUGAUGAAUUGUCAAUAAGAAGACUGCCUGCGAUUUAUAAUGGAAUCGCAUAUUUACAUGCCGAUAAUGUUUACACAGCAUUGUGGGUUAGGAACUUUAUACUCAAAGAAAAUUGGAUAAAGCAUAUCAACAAAUCAAUCAUCUGCAGGCCACUCAAGAAUGUCCUGUUGCCUCCAGCAUUCAAUGUUACUAUCUUCAACACUGAAGACGACUUUUAA